AUGGGAAAUUGGGUUGGGAGGUACAAAGGCGUUCACCCAACUGAAGAUCAAGCAAGACAUAGAACUUCAUCGUCAUCGUCAUCGUCAUCAAACAGUUUGAGAAUCAAGGUUCGUAUGACUGCCAAGAAACUCAAGGAGUUGAUGACGGAGGUCGACGUGACCAAAAGUCCCAAUUCGAAUUCAGAGCUAGGCCGCUUGAUCCUCCGGGAAUGCUUGGAAGGUAGGUCUCGCGCUCGUUUUGUUGCUGUUGUUGAGAAUCAUGAGCAAUAUGCAAGGGGUUGGAAGUUGAGCACCAUCCAUGAUCAUAGUUUGUAA
Molecule: messenger RNA, 315 nt
Organism: Prunus armeniaca (apricot)
Lineage: Eukaryota; Viridiplantae; Streptophyta; Magnoliopsida; Rosales; Rosaceae
Source: the annotation of a GenBank genome assembly